AUGGCCGAUCCCCAGCCAAUAACACUUUAUUCACAUACCAGAGCUCCGAACCCAUGGAAGGUAGCCUUGAUCCUAGAGGAGCUGGGGGUGCCGUAUCAAACCAAGUAUCUCGAAUUCCCGGAAACAAAGCAGGAGCCAUACUUGAGCCUCAACCCGAACGGAAAACUUCCCGCAAUUGAGGAUCCUAACCAUCAUGUUACGCUCUUUGAGAGCGGUGCGAUCAUUGAGUACCUGGUCGACCUAUACGACUCGAAAUCGAUUCUCACGCCUUCUUCACUACAAGACAAAUAUCGUGCGCGAUCAUGGCUGCACCUGCAAAUGUCGGCACAGGGCCCAUCCUGCGGAUACAAAUUACGGAUGGGUCAAGUUUACGACGCCAAAGAGCUCGUCGCUGCCAACGACUACUUGAGCAAGGAUAUUAAGAGGCUGAUGGGAGUUCUGGAUACCCACCUUAGGCAGAGCGGUGGUCCUUACCUUUUGGGACCCCAGGUCUCAUACGCAGAUCUGUGCUAUGUUCCUCUGUAUUCGAUGCUUCCAGUGUUUCUUCCAGACUAUGAUGUUGAGACUCAAAGUGACUUUCCUCAUUUUGCAGCUUGGUGGACGAAAGUGGUGGAAAGACCGGCGGUUACAAAAGUCAUGGAAACACGGGCGGCUCUAGCGAAAUCUUUGACUGGAGAUGAUGAGUAG
Messenger RNA from Penicillium longicatenatum, 687 nucleotides. RefSeq names its product glutathione S-transferase family protein. The record is from RefSeq and is a predicted model, not a curated record. The transcript is spliced from 2 exons. The coding region runs from base 1 to 687 and encodes 228 amino acids. Lineage: Eukaryota; Fungi; Ascomycota; Eurotiomycetes; Eurotiales; Aspergillaceae.